CGUAUCCCAUUUCCAAAUGUAUAGGUUAUGAUCAUUAAAGUGUACAUGUAGAUAUCGAUUAAUUAACUAUUAAAAUGUAUUUAAACUUCGUGAUAUUGUCAGCAUUAAUUAAUUUUUCCGUUUUAGCUUUUUCGAGCAAUAUAGAAUAUGAUGGUUGGGUUCACAUCAAUUUGCAGCACUCUCUAACUUUUACCGAAAAUCCGGUGUUUACAGAGAGAGGCAAUGUAACGAUACAAAGUUUACGAACGGGAACUUCGGUCGUUCAACAAAAACCACUUGCCCAAAGUGACAAAGUGAAAUUACGGGACUUAGCCGCUACAAAUAAAUUUUAUCAGUUAAAAUCGAUCGUCACACUUGCUGAUGGAUCACAAGUAUCCUUUCUCUCGACUGUGAAAGCUUGUAUGUUAGUAGAAUCUGAAUUGAAUGACAUUCUGUCGGUUUCGUUGGACUACUCAGGCAGGGUUAUUACAGUUACUUUAGCAGUUCCAUCGACAUCUACUUGUGAAGGUGCAGUUGUGCCAAUUGACAAAUUAAAGGAGUUCAGUACAAACGUGUUUGUUCGACACACUGAGAAUGGACCUUCACCAGACACUGCAACUUAUAUUCACAAACUGGAGCGUGAGAGAGAAGCAAAGGAGAGAGGUGAUGUUAAAGAUAAUCGGUCAUUUUUAGCAAAAUAUUGGAUGUAUAUCAUACCCGUGAUCAUUAUAAUGGUAAUAUCAUCUGCCACCAACCCUGAUGGUGCCGGUGCUGCUGCUGCACGAUAGUAACAUUUACUUCGUUUUGUUAUACCAUACUACAUUUACAUAACUUAUUGUAGUGUAAAUUUUGUUGUAUUAUAGAUAUUAGUGUAUGUUAAUAAUUUAAGUUUGGCUGUUAUGAAAAUUGUGCUUGGAUCAAAUUUAUUUACUUAUAAGUUAGAAUUUGUUGAAAGUAAAAAGAAUUCAAAAAUCUUAAAAA
Photinus pyralis (common eastern firefly) is the source of this 960-nucleotide messenger RNA. RefSeq names its product ER membrane protein complex subunit 10 (gene EMC10). NCBI's taxonomy places the organism in Eukaryota, Metazoa, Arthropoda, Insecta, Coleoptera, Lampyridae. The record is from RefSeq and is a predicted model, not a curated record. The coding region runs from base 75 to 767 and encodes 230 amino acids. The transcript is spliced from 6 exons. Gene Ontology annotation, cellular component: EMC complex.